AUGGUAGGAGUAAUGGAUAAUGAUGAGACUGCUUUAUUGACACAUCAUUAUCAAAUUAUUGAUGUUAUUGAAAAAGGACCAUUAUCUUCUAUUUAUAAAGCUAUACAUAGACUUUCUGGAAAAACAUUUACAAUAAAAACAAUUUCACUUUCAAAAUCUACCUUAAAACAACGAUCACCAAAUCAUACAAUAAAAAGUGAAGAUGCUGAUAAAGAAAUUGAAAUAUGUGCAGAUUUAAAAAAUCCAUACUUAGCACAGUUGAAGGAUGUUAUUAAAGGAGACACAACAGUUCAUAUGAUUUUUGAAUAUCUUGAAGGAAGUGAUAUAUGUUUUGAAAUUGUCAAAAGAGCCACAGCCGGUUUUGUUUAUUCUGAAGCUGUUGCAUCACAUUAUAUGAGGCAACUUUUUGAAGCUUUAAAUUAUAUGCAUUCACAAAAUAUUAUUCAUAGAGAUAUUAGGCCUCAUAAUAUUUUACUAGCCUCCAGAGAUAAUAAUGCCCCCCUUAAAUUGAGAGGUUUUGGGGCAGCAUUUAGAUUAUUAAAUAAAGAUUCAUUAUGUGAUCAGGGUAAAGUUGGUAUUCCACAAUUUAUGGCACCAGAAAUGGUUAAAAAUCAACCAUAUAAUACAUCUGUUGAUAUAUGGUCUGCAGGUGUAUUAUUAUAUUUAUUAUUAACAGGAAAAACACCAUUUAAUGGUACAACUCAAGAUAUUUAUGAUUCUAUAAUUAAUGGAACAUUAUCAUUUGAAAAUCCAUAUUUUAUUCCAAUAACAGAACCAGCAAAAGAUUUAUUAAGAAAAUUAUUAACAUCUAUACCAGAAGAUAGACCAACAGCAGAGGAAUGCCUUCAUCAUCCCUGGAUAUGUGAAAAAAUAGUCCCAAAUAGAAAACAUUUGGUUGAAGUUGUUGAAAAUGUUAAAGAAUAUAAUCAAAGAAGAAAGUUAAAGUCAAAUUUAAUAUCAGUUGUCAAUCAUCCCAAUUGGGAAUUACCAACAUCACCCGUUUCUGAAAUGGUAAAGACAUCUGAUAAUAUGAUAACAGAAGGCAUUUUACCAGAAGGAGAUGUAUGUGAUAUGGAAACAAUAAAUAGUAUAACUAGUGAAGCUUUAAUAACUAGUGGUAGAAGUAAUGAAGAUGAAUCAUGUAAUACUAAUAUUCAAACAACAUCUAUAGAAAAAAUAUUAACAUCAUUAGAUCAAAUAUCAAUAUUAACUGAUCGUAAUAAUUUAUUUCAAUCAUCAACGAGUAAUCAUCUUGCAGGAGUUCUUGAAAACACCAAUUUUCAUGAUCUUCUAAAUGUAAGUUUAUUCUAA
Messenger RNA from Strongyloides ratti, 1311 nucleotides. RefSeq names its product Peripheral plasma membrane protein CASK. Gene Ontology annotation, cellular component: neuron projection; cytoplasm. Bases 1 to 1311 code for a protein of 436 amino acids. The record is from RefSeq and is a predicted model, not a curated record. Gene Ontology annotation, molecular function: protein tyrosine kinase activity; ATP binding; calcium/calmodulin-dependent protein kinase activity. NCBI's taxonomy places the organism in Eukaryota, Metazoa, Nematoda, Chromadorea, Rhabditida, Strongyloididae. The transcript is spliced from 2 exons. Gene Ontology annotation, biological process: protein phosphorylation.